This is a messenger RNA of Schistocerca americana (American grasshopper), 6179 nucleotides long. It is a transcript of the gene NfI, whose product is annotated as nuclear factor 1 X-type. Gene Ontology annotation, molecular function: RNA polymerase II cis-regulatory region sequence-specific DNA binding; DNA-binding transcription factor activity, RNA polymerase II-specific. Gene Ontology annotation, biological process: regulation of transcription by RNA polymerase II. The record is from RefSeq and is a predicted model, not a curated record. Lineage: Eukaryota; Metazoa; Arthropoda; Insecta; Orthoptera; Acrididae. Gene Ontology annotation, cellular component: nucleus. The coding region runs from base 38 to 2266 and encodes 742 amino acids. The transcript is spliced from 15 exons.
CCGGCAGUACUCGCGCCGCCGCCGACGUGCUCGCACCAUGUUCAUCCCCGACACGCUGCGGAGCUGCAUGGUGGAGCCCGACGUCUCGACAUACCUGCAGGCGCCCUCGUCUGGACAGGAUGAAUUUCAUCCUUUCAUCGAGGCACUGUUGCCUUUCGUCAAGUCUUUCUCCUACACGUGGUUCAACCUGCAGGCAGCGAAACGCAAAUACUUCAAGAAACACGAAAAGCGUAUGUCCUUAGAGGAAGAAAGGCGGUGCAAGGAAGAACUCCAGAACGAGAAAGUGGAGGUGAAGCAGAAGUGGGCGUCCCGGCUGCUGGGCAAGCUGCGAAAGGACAUCACGCAGGAGUGUCGGGAAGACUUCGUGCUCAGCAUCACGGGCAAAAAGCCCGCCAUGUGCGUCCUGUCCAACCCUGACCAGAAAGGCAAAAUGCGCCGCAUCGACUGCCUGCGACAGGCUGAUAAGGUGUGGAGGCUCGACUUGGUCAUGGUGAUACUUUUCAAAGCAAUCCCUUUAGAAAGCACAGACGGCGAACGCCUCGAGAAAUCCCCCGAGUGCACUCACCCGGGAUUGUGCGUCAACCCGUACCACAUUAAUGUUUCCGUCCGAGAGUUAGACCUCUACUUGGCCAACUUCAUCAACAGCCACGAAAUCUUGAGUGGCUUAUGCGAUAACAAUAAUGACAAAGAUGACGACAGAGGAAUGAAAGGCUACACUCACAACCCAUACAACGGAGUCGUAUGCAACGACACGAUUUUAGCCACUGGAGUCUUCUCAUCCAAAGAACUGUGGAGUCUUUCCAAAGCUUCUAUCAUGCAGGGCCCGAAUGGCAUGCAGCCUCCAGUGAGUGCAAUAAAGCUGGAGAACCCGAACUACUACUGCAACAGCUACACGCCGCCCGCCUCCGACCAUACCUCCAUGAUGCCCACCGGCGCCUACAGCCCACUUUCCCUGCCACGUAGUUCUCACAGCCCUGGAGAGCCUAGGCACAAACGGCCACGAAGUCUCAGCUCAACAGAAGAGGACAUGGAUUUGGCGAAUCGUGAGAAAGGCGAUGUCUCGUACUAUGGGCAGAGCCCGGCGUCCCUUUCCAGCCAAGCCAGCUGGCAGUCAGAUGUUGAUCAUGGUCAACCCCUGCACCUGGUGCAUGCUGGAAAGGUCGCCAAGGCAGUACUCAGAGCAUCCGACACUAACAAGGACCCCUCUUUGUGUAGUCACCUCCGCUCAGCUCAGGAAGGUCUGCAGCAACACAGUUCUGUGACAUCCAUAGCUUCCUCAAGUCUUAGUGGAAGUGCAUCUGCCAGUUUCUACCAGCAAGCAUCUGGCCCCAACCACACUCAACACAGUCCAACAAAAUAUCCUGAAAAUGGGCAUGACACACUGUCUGAUUUUGUUACCUUUGUGUGUCAAGAAGCUGAAAAUACGCAACAAGGGAGUCAGUCUCAGCCAGGUCCAUCAAGGAGUCCAUCAAAACUGUCUCAAUACUACCCUAGCUCAAUGCUGCCACCCCCACCUCCCCCACCCAUGGCUCGACCUGUGGCAAUCAUUCGAUCUACAGGUGAUAUAUCUUCUGAUGAAAAUGUGGAUAUAAUAAGGCAGACUUCAGCUCAGAAAAUGAGAGGUGAGCUGACAGUGACUUCAGCGAGCUCCCCACCAUCGUCUGGGACCCCACCAAUAGCAGAAGGUUCUCCAAGAGAUGGCCGCACACCAGUCCAGGGAAAUGCACUGAGUCCAUCACCUCCUGUCAGCUCAGCAGCAGUUGAUGUGGUCCCCACAAGCCGCACUGUUGUCAGCAGUCCAUUUUCGGUCAGCCGUGAAUAUGCAUUCACUCACAUUCACACCCAACCAGGACAGCUUUUCAGCUAUUCAAGUAUUAGUCCAGUUAGUGCCAUGUCAGGAGUUAUAAGUCCAACAAACUUGAGUAUGUUCAGCUCCCCUGUAACAACUCCCCGUACAACACCAAGAUCUACACCAAUACCUCGCUGGAAUACUCCUUUCAUCAGUUUGGAGGAGGAGUACAACAUGAUGACACCACUGAUAUCUGGAAAUGGCCAGAGCACUGAGUCUAACUCGGGAACACUUAUAGAUGAUGAUCGAUAUUUCAACACUGUGGUUCACAGCAGUGAAGGAAUAGAUGCCACUCAAGGAAUUACAUCUGGAGAUCCAGGAUCUAAUGGUUCAAGCAGUGGAGCUCGUACUCCCCCAUCAAGGACACCAAAUUCUAGCUCCAACCCAUCCACACCCACCAAGCCACAGUCAUCUUAAGCUGUAUAUUAGCACUAUUAGAUUUUGCUCAAUUUAUUAUGUGUGUUUGCUAAGCAUUGGGCCUGAAUGGUACCUGCUGUAAACUUCCCCUUUUAAUGGUAACAGCAGGGUUUGGCAGUAAUCUCCAAGCGUUGUGUGAAAUGAGAAUCUUUAGUUGGAUGUGUUUGAAGAUGCAUUUUUAUAACUCUUCCCUUAAUUUGUAAGAUUUGAGUUGGAUGAGAAGUAGAUUUUCUCAUAUUGAUCAACUAGUGCACAACUAAUGGAAGCUGAGACAAUCAGCCCAGAAAGUAUGUGUGCCAUAAUGUUGUCACUUUAAUAUGUGUUGUAAAUAGUUGUUUUAUUUGUGGUGUUAUCAGUCACAAUUCCCAGUCAUCUUGCAUGGGAAAACAGAUUGUUUUCUAACUACCAAAGACUUUAGCCAUAUUUAAAAAAAUGUGAUGACUGAUAUGGAGUUGUGUUAGAGUUCUCAUUGCUAUGUGAUUUCUUUUAAAUAUUUUCUUUUUUUAAGCACAUUGUGAGUAUGAUGUUUACAUCUUGUAGCUUGUUUUUGUUGUUGUACAGAACACAGUUUUAAAUAGUUUGUUGGGUGUCAAAAAUUUUGAAAAAAUUUUUGUUAUGCUUACAGUCAGUUUGAUUACAGUUUCAGUGUUUCUAUUUGUUUAUUUAUGUAGUUGUUAACAAUAAGAAUUUUUUGACAAAUGUAAGGUGGUUGAUGUUGAGUAUGAACACUGUUUGUAAAAUUUGUUACAUUUUACUGUACAUAUCAGAUUAUUUUUUAAGUAAAAGCAGUGCAGUUUUGUAUGUCUUUUGACCUUAGGUUAUUAACUUAUGAGGGCAUCUGAAAAAAGAUACUCAACUCAUAUACUGUUAAUAUAUAUUAUUAAUUCUCUUGUUGCGCCAACAGCUUGUUUAAGGUAUUUUGUUUGUUUCUAAUUCUGUCUGUGUUUCAGUGAGAUUGAUAUUCACAAGUUUUUAUUUUUGUAAGUACAGAAUCAAGCAACAUGAUGUUUUAGAACAUAUUCAGUAGUGAAGUGGCAUCAGUGAUCCAUUAUUUCAAAUGGAGGAGAUAUCUGUCACACAGACAAAUGUUGUAUUGAUACAAUGUUUCUGGAGCGUUUAUUUAUGAGUACUAGUCAAUGAAUAAAUUCAAAAGGGCCAUUAAGCUCUUUUUUCUUAUUUUUUUAUGUGAAGGUCUUCUGCAGUGUGAUAUAAAACUUUGGGAGGGUUUUUGUAAUAAGCAUCUGUUAGAGUGUUAAUAUGCCACACUUUUUCAUUGAUUAAUUAUUUUUUGUAGACAAGGACAAUGGGCCUCUGUAGAGAUCUCAGUGAUAAAAUAUUACUUUAUUCUGAGGUACAAAGUGUAAUUGGCUUUGAAUUGUCAAACAAUGAAGAAAAGAUUUGCAGUUAAGAAGAAUGGCUUGCAGAUAAUAUUUUACAAAUCUGUGAUGCAAUAAGUCGUAGCCUUGCCUUAAAAGCAAAUAAUUAGAUAGAACCGUAGAUUAGAUAUGUUUGUUACUGUCUAUAUAACAUGAAGUAUACUAACAAGACGGUGCUAGUGGACAUUCAGAAGGUAUGAAGUUUCUAAAAUACACAUUUGUUUAUCUUGCCAGUAUCAGAAAUUCCAUCAUUUGUAUGUGCAGCUGAAAUAACACCUUUAUCACUGAGGCAUACCUAAUUCUAGCUCAUAUACAUACUGAAUCCUGCAAAUAUAGCAAUAUGAAUGACUAAAUGUCCUGUAAUAUGUAGCAAAUGUGGUGUGUUACUCAGCUGUUUUAGCUUCUGUUGAUUGGAUAACAAAAUAUUGUGCAAAUUUUAAUUGAUGUUAGAAGAAAAGUUACAAGUACUGCAGCACUGAUUUGUAUAAAGACUGGAGUAACCUCUGAAGGCUCAAGAUUUUUUUACUGUACAUUUAUUUUACUUCAGGCAAGGACAUGUUCCAAAAUAUUAUUUAUUUCAUAUAGUUAGUUAAUUUUGUGUAGCCACUUGAAAAUGAAUAUGUUGUGUUUACUGUAUUAUGCUCAAACAGUCCAUUUACAAAAAGAAUAAAGGAGAGAGGAGAGGAAGGAAAGAGAGAGAGAAAGAGAAAGAGCAUGUCUCUCUCUGCUAAUGGAAGACUACAGAAUAGGAGACAAAGCAUGAAUGCUAAAAUAGCUGAGUUCACUAUGUGCUGCAACAAGGAACUACAUCAUCAUUUUUUGUCCAUGAUGGUGACUGCAGUUAAACUGUAUGCCCCUACAAAAGUUGUAAGAUUGUUGUGUGUUUGCCUUGUGGGACCCAACUUUUGUGGGAAAUCAAUUAAAACAUUUAUUAAUAGCUAUGAUCUGUAGAGAAUAAUAGUGUUUGAUACAAAUUAAUAUUUGGCAUCUUCAGCUUUAAGGGAUGUAUGAGCCCAAAAAAUAUGUGACAUAUACUAAGACAUUGUCUGCCAGCCAAUUGUAUGUUAUCCUAGUUUGAGAAACGGUAUUGAAUCCUUGUAGAUGGGAUUAGAUUAGAAAAAUGAACAUAUUUUGGGCCUCUGAUUACCAUGCACAUGUCAAAUACUGGUGUACUGGUCUUUUACCAGUCAGUUCUUACAUAACCAAAGAGGAAUCAGUUGUGAAACAAUUUGUUAGCAGAUUCAUAAGUAGAGCUUGUUGCAGUGUGGUACAAACUUGACUAGCCAAAAGUUAGUGAAGAAAACAAAUUGUAGAAGAGACAAAUCUCCAGUUAGUAGAGUAGUGGAUUUGAAAGAAAAAACUUUUGAUAAAUAGCAAUUUGUUAUAUAUUGUUACAUAUACCAGUUGUUGAUGAUAUUGCAAGUUAGUCAUUCAGUCACUUCUUGUUUUGUAAGUACAGUAACAAGGCUCAAUGUAUUACUGUUUGUAAAUGUGCUAAACCAGCACGUUCAUGACAGACUGUGUACAAGCUUUACUAUAAUCCAGAAGAUUGUAUCAUAGUAGUCACUGUAAAAUAUAGAACUUUUGUUUUCAUAUUUAAUCAUUACAUUUAAUUUAAUUCAUACACAUAAUCAUCCAUUUUAGCACAAAACAUAUUGGCAGAAGCUGUUUAAUGUGUCUAUCAUGUUUCUAAUAAUACUUGUGAAUCUGCGUCAAAUAACAAAAUUGCGUAAGUAUAGGGGACUCAAAAAGGUGAGACUGUGAGCAUUACGAUAACCAAUAAAAGUGCCAAGAAUCUGCAAAGUAUUUCCAUUUCAAGCUACUGACACAAAAUGUAAAAGUUGAUUGAAUCAGGAUAGUCUCCUAUGCGAUAAGAUAAGAAUUAAAAGCAUUUCUGUCACCAUGAUAGAAACUGCAUGCACAGUAGAGUCUAAACUUCAGCAAUAAUGUGUCUCAGAACUCAAGCUUCUGUAUAUAAUUUCAGACAUUGAACUCGGACAUGUGAAUAUAUAGAAAAUAAAAUCUUCUAAAACCUCUGGAUUAUAGUUAAGUUUGCUCAUAAUGUUAAAAUUCAUAGAUAAUAUCUUCAGUAUUUCCUUUUCAUGGGACUGUGAAAUGAAUUUGGUAUAGUUUUAUUACAAAAAAUGCAGGAACAGGCACCACCAGUGAGCUGCUUAUUUUUAUAGAAUAUCAUUUUGCCACAUUUUGGCUGUGUUUGUGCUGCAACUGAUAUGAACUGCAGCUUAAUAAAUACAAAAAGUCACAUAGCCCGUUUUUCAAGAGAAUUUUGAAAUAAUGAUAUAUUAAUAGGCAGUUAAGUAUAGUCUUCCUGUAUUCCAACAUUUCACAUGGUAACUAUUAAAAUAUUCACUUUUGAAUUGAAAAUUGCUUGAAAUAUAUUGCAUUGUUUAUUAGUUCAGUAGUUCUAACUUGUACCAUUUUUUCACCACAUUAAAAACUGAUCCAUCAGGUGACAGGUAAUCCAGUUGCAAUAUCAAAUAAAAGUUUGUAAUUACCUGUUGUUUGUUGAAGCAACA